This is a messenger RNA of Ailuropoda melanoleuca (giant panda), 3519 nucleotides long. RefSeq names its product serine/threonine-protein phosphatase 4 regulatory subunit 1. Gene Ontology annotation, molecular function: protein phosphatase regulator activity. The record is from RefSeq and is a predicted model, not a curated record. Lineage: Eukaryota; Metazoa; Chordata; Mammalia; Carnivora; Ursidae. Gene Ontology annotation, biological process: protein dephosphorylation. Gene Ontology annotation, cellular component: cytoplasm. The transcript has 4 exons. The coding region runs from base 2102 to 2533 and encodes 143 amino acids.
UUUUUUUUUUUUUUUUAAACAAAUUAUGGCCAUCAUCGUGGUGGUUGUGAAGUGGUGUUUGGUGGUGAUCUUGAUUUGCAUUUCCUUAGUGACUGGUGGUGUUAACACCUUUUCAUAUGCUUGUUGACCAUUUGUAUAUAAUCCAGAGAAAUGUCUGUGCAAGUCCUUUGCCCAUUUUUUUACUUGGGCUGUUUGUCUUAAAUUGGGUUGAGUUGUAAGAGUUCUUUUUGUGUUCUGGAUUCCAGAUUUCACUUGCAUUUUUAAAAGAUAUCUUCGCUGGGUAUAGAAUUGGGACUGACAGUCUUGGUUGUUUUUUGUUGUUGUUUUCUUCAUACAUUAAAGGUUCACUUCACUGAGUUCUGGCUUGCUGGGUUUCUGACUGAAAAUAGGCACAUCUCUUCUGCCAUUAGUGUGGAGGGUUGGGUCCAUCUAAUCAGGAGCAAGCUGGGUUUGGGCUUUGUUGUUGCUAUGAUUGCCUUCAGUGCCCAUUAAGCUUCGUUUCUUCUCACCAUGGCCUGCCAGUGCCUUUUGCUGAGGGUGGGAGCUGGGGCUCCAGGGGGCCUUCUCGUGUGUGUGUUCCACCCUCAGCUUUCAGCUCUCGUGUGCCCACGUAAACCUGGUGGGUUCUUCCCCUCCCCUAACUGUAGACCGCUUUUAGGGCAUGGGAGGCUCGUGCUGGGAAAGGGGAGAAUCUCUGUUAUUUGGGCUCAGCCUCAGUCUCUGGGAGGCCCUGUAUGCCUGGGCUUUCUCAGAGUCUUACCCUCUCCCUGUAGCAUCCAGUCUCUGCCUUGUGUCUGUGGUCCGGGUGGGGCUGAGGUUCCUGCCCGUCCUCCGCAGGAGGAGACUUGUGCUUGCUGUCAGUGUAGGGUCUUCGCUCAAGGAGGUUUGCUGCCCCCCUCUCUGGGAUAGAGUUCUCCUCUGCCCCCAGCUGCAGGGUGUUUCUCUGUGCCAUGGGUGGACAGGCUUUGCCACCCCUCUGUCAGCACCAUAAGGCUCGGUGAAGGGAAGGGCCCAGGGGAGUGCAUGGGGCUUUAUGCUGUCCCCCAACAUGUGUCACUCAUUUCCUGCCUGCUAAGGGGCCUCUCUCCGGUUUGCUUUCCUGACCCCAGACUUUCUCAUGUGGUGUGCACCCAGGGGAGGCCAGCAAGAAAGUUUGCAGUGUCAGAAAAUGGAGUUGAUAAGUGUGCCUCUCAUCUCUGAGUAUUGAUUGUGUGUGUGUGUGUGUGUGUGUAUACACACACACACACACACAUGCAGGCACACAGGUCAUGGCUAUAUUAUGUAUAUUCAUGCUUAUAGUUUACUCCCUGCUGAUUACAAAUGUAAAUAGCCUUAAACAUAAAAUCUGAAAGGCAAAAAUCUCUUCAUCUCAGAGGUUUUUUUUUUCAAGGGCAUUGUUGCAUCUACUCAAAGUAGCCUGGUGGACACGGUCAGUCUUCAGGUCUCUCCAGAUGCAAUAGGAACAGCCACCAGAGGACCUCUUCGCUUUUGUUAUCUACCUGGUAUCAUCCCCUGAGAAGCUGCUCAGAGCCUUGACACAUAUGCGUCAGGCCGCCUAAUACCGCUAGAACUUCUUAUUUAGGAAACCGCUUUGUAGAUGGGAGCUCAUUAGCAUUCUGAACAGUGACUGUGGAAAAAAUGUGAUUCAUGCCCCCGUUGAACAUACUAGGAAAUGCAUUGCUCUGUCUCAGUCCCUGUGGACACACAAUUCCACAGCAUUUGUUUUCCUUACAUAUUGAGGGGGAGAGAUACUCUUUGUGAACUUGCAUAGUGUUUAAAUGCAUUUCCAGCUACAUACAGACUAGAGAUAACUACGCAUGAGAGACCAUGUUAAUCACUAGUUUUUGCAUGUGUUCAUCUUACAGAUAGUAUCUAGUAUUACAGAUUAUUCAGAUGAUUAACCUAUUUUCAUUUGUUUUAUUUAUUUUAAAAUUUUAAUUAUAUUUUUAUUUUUAUAAUUCAUUUUUGUAGACAGCUGAUUUUACUUCUAGAAUUAUAUAGUCCCAGAGAUGUUUAUGACUAUUUACGUCCCAUUGCUCUGAAUCUAUGUGCAGAUAAAGUUUCUUCUGUUCGUUGGAUUUCCUACAAGUUGGUCAGUGAGAUGGUGAAGAAGCUGCACAUGGCGACGCCCCCCACGUUUGGAGUGGACCUCAUCAAUGAGCUUGUAGAGAACUUCGGUAGAUGUCCCAAGUGGUCUGGUCGGCAAGCCUUUGUCUUUGUCUGCCAGACCGUCAUCGAGGACGACUGCCUUCCCAUGGACCAGUUCGCUGUGCAUCUGAUGCCACACCUGCUGACCUUGGCGAAUGAUAGGGUUCCGAACGUUCGAGUGCUGCUCGCAAAGACGUUAAGACAAACUCUACUAGAGAAAGAAUAUUUCUUAACCUCUGCCGGCUGUCAUCAGGAAGCCGUGGAACAGACCAUCAUGGCUCUUCAGAUGGAUCGGGACAGUGACGUCAAGUAUUUCGCAAGCAUCCACCCUGCCAGUACCAAAAUCUCUGACGAUGCCAUGAGCACAGCUUCCUCAACCUACUAGAAAGCUGGAACCUCGUUGUCCUGCUUCCUCGGGAGCCAAGGGCUGACAAGUGCUCCACGCGUGUGAUCUGGGACAGCGUUUGGGAGGAGGAGAGACCUUCCUCUCUCGCAGACUUAACUGCAGGUGCAAGUUGCCUACACUGAUACCAGGGAUUUUAGGAGUCAAGAGAAAGUACAGUAAACACUAUUAUCUUAUCUUGACUUUAAGGGAAAAUAAUUUCUCAGAGGAUUAUAAUUGUCACCGAAGCCUUAAAUCCUUCCGUCUUCCUGACUGAGUGAAACUUGAAUUGGCAGAGCAUUUUCCUCAUGGAAGGGAGGAGAUUCCCAGAGACCUGCAUUGCUUUCUCCUGGUUUGCUUUAACGACAGAUAGAUGGAGUGGCAGCCAGAAGGCGGCUGUGAGCCAGGAUGUAAAGAGACCUUCAGUAUUAGCCCGCACUGUCCCCACGCAGGCAAGGACCUGUUGGUUCUGUGGCCAGCUGCCCAGCCCUAAGUGUGAAUAGUUUUUGACGUAUGUAAAUGCGAAAGGUGAUUUGGGGGGUUCUCCUAAGGGCUUGAUGCUAACACUAAAGUAGGAUCUGAGUUUAACUCUUAAAUGCAGCAUAUUGCUGUGCCCAUUUACAGAACGUUGGCUGAGGAUCUAUGUCCUGAUUUUCUUCAUGCUGGUCAUGACCUGAGGGAGUUUAUUGGCACGUGUGCUGUGCGUCAGAUGUUUUUAACUUGAUGGUGAUCGGCUCUGAGGUGCAGCUGUCCUUCCCACACUGUACAUACCUGUGAGUGCUCUCGGGAGUGCUGCGGUCUUGAAUCAUGCUGUUUAAACUGUCGUGGCACAAGUUCUCUUGUCCGAAUAAAAUUUAUUAAUAAGAUCUAUAGAGAGAGAUAUAUAUACACUUCUGAUUGUUUUCUAGAUGUCUGCAAAUGCAGUUUGUGACCUGUAUUAAUGAUUUAGUAUGAAGUGGGAAAACUAGAUUAAAAUCCUUGUCUUUUAA